AUGGCUAACAGAAUAUUGCGAGAUUUUCAGGUAGAAUUUUUUCGGUCGUUACAAAAUAUUUUAACAUCAUCAUUAGAAAAUACAACAUUUGAUUCUGCUGAGUAUUUAUCGCGACGACUUGACGAAUUAGAGAGAACUUUAAGCGUGCUUCUUCGAAGAAUUUGCGAAGCAUACCCAACAGAAAAUCAACUCUUGACGGAUCUCAACACGUUGUUAGAGAAUGUAUGUGAACGUAGGCAGCACUACCAGAAGCUUUCAUUUCGUAGAAUGCUUGACGAAGAUGAACAGAAUACAAGUUCUUUGUCAGUCGGAAUGAUUAGGUCAGGAGUAGUCGGUCGACCGAUUUUCGACAUUUCAGAGAACAUUCUCCAAGGUCUCCAUAAUGGAGCUGGCUUUCGUUGGGCGGAAAUCGCCAGAAAUUUAGGAGUAUCAGAAAGAACAUUGAGACGACGCAGACUAGGGUAUGGCAUGAGUAUUGGUACUAAUGAACAGUUUUCUAAUAUGGAAGAUGUACAGCUUGAUCUUCUGGUCAGACAAAUUUUGCACAUAACUCCAGGGCUUGGGUACAGAUUAGUGCAAGGUGCAUUACGCCAGCGCGGGAUGCGAGUUCAAAGAUGGCGCAUUCUUCAAUCACUUCAAAGAAUUGAUCCAAUUACUGCAACAUUACGCGAGUCUAGAACCAUUAUCCGGCGUCGAUAUUCAGUUCCUUGUCCAAAUGCAUUAUGGUAAGUCUGCUGAUCAUUUUGUACAUCAUUUAUACAGUAAUAUGCAAUUUUAAAGGAAAGACCCUACAGCAUGUGGAGAAAUAAAGUAUAGUAAACAGAAUGUGAUUUACAACUAAAGCAAUCGGUAAAUACGUAGGCUUAGGAACGAGGUCGCUGAUUGGUUCUUAUCUGUACUCUUUCAUCGCAACUCACCGCAAGUAUUAGCCAAUAGCUUUCGGUUUAUCAGAACCUUACUUCCGUUUCUUCGCAUGCCAUGUGACAUGUGCGGCGAUCGCAAAUUAAAAUUUCUUGCCGAUAAAUUGCGUCGUGGUUGGAUUUUCUGCGUUCUUGUCUUGAGUUGUUAUCUUCUCUGCGUUGUUCAAUUGAAUUUUGUCAUUCGAGGAAAGGCAUAGAUUUACUAAACAAAGGUAAGAAGCGUAUUUGUUUACAUGAUGUAAUAAUGAUACAAAUGUAUAUUUGGUUUUGGUAUUAAAAGUAUAUUUUAAAUUAUGUUAGGCAAUGGUUUUAUAUUGAAUAUGUUUAUGGCAGUAUUAAUUCAGAUGGUUUCAAUAUUUACGUACAGGUUUGAGCUUGGCGAAGCUUGGUGUUUUGUGUUGGCGAAGCUUGGUGUAUUUGUGGUCUUGACUGACUGACCAAGCAUGGCAUCUGGUUCAACGGUAAGCGCGUCUUUGCUUAAUGAUAGCAGAACCUAGCUAAGUAGCUAUAUCAUGUCUUUGCUUAAUGGCAGAACCUAGCUAUAUCAUCAAAAAUUUAGAUUCCCCAAUGCAAUCUUUCUGUGGUAUAAAAAAGAAUUACUUAUUAUAUAAAGUAUAAUGCUUUAUAGAGAUUUCGAGCACUGAUAAAAUCUCACAUGUGAAUCUCAUAUUUAUGACAAUUUAUUUAUGAUAAUUUCACAUGUGAAAAUUAUCGCUUUUCAAUUUAAUAUCGCUUUUCAAUUUAAUAUCGCUUUUCUGUAAAAAUUAUAGCUUUUCAAAGACUGUCCUUUAUAUAAUAAACAGAAAAAUACAUGGGUGCUUGGAAAUACCAGAUUUCUCGUGUUUUGAAAUAAAUCUGGUAUUUGAUGCUUGUGUGAUGUUAAUCUGAGUGUAUAUCCACACCGGGCAGGCUUGAAAAAUAUGCACUGGUCUUAGGUUCGAUUCCCACCGUGGCCAGGUCGUACGUUCGCAGGCUCCAAAGGUCGUAGGUUCGAUUCCCACCGUGGCCAGGCAUAUUUUUCAAGCCUGCCGGUGUGGAUAUACACUCCGAGUAACAUCACACAAGCAUCUUAUUCACCUGAGUACAUCACACCAACACAGCAAAUAUCAAAAUCUGGUAUUUCCGCACUCCCAUGUAUACUCUGCGAGCAAAGUCCUCUCAUAUUUCUUCUAAGCAUGGCAUGGAGAAGCGAGAGACUCUGCAGAACUUGUGUAUAUUCUUUGUGGAGGCGACAAACCAAACAACGUGAAUACAAUACAAUCCAAAAACUUGGAUAAUUAUGCGUAAUUUCAGGUUGAUACCGGUUUUAUAACCGGUUUUGAUCCGAACCGGAAACUACAGUACUUAUUAUAUCUUCUUCUGGAAAUAGGCAGUUGCUUAGCAACCUAAUAGCGCAUGCUCAAAUGAAUUAAUACACAAGUUCUGCUUUUCUCUGUGUCGUGCCGAGAAGAAAUACGAGAGGACUUUGCUCACAGGGUAUCCCAUGUAUUAUUCUCUAUUUAAUAUAUAAUUAAUUAUACUAACUCGUAUAUAAUUAAUUCUAAUUUACUAACUCUUCAUCUUUACUUGUGCAGAAUUCUAUCUUAGAAUGUAACUACUGUAAUUAAGGUUAUAAUUAUCACUUAUUUCUUGAGGUCUGGGAUCCUGUAGCUUUUUACAAGGGCAGCCCUUAAGGUCAUUGGGGCCUCUUGCCCCUCCUUGUCUAUGCCACUGGACCAAGCAAUUGCAACUGCAGUAUGAUUGGUUACUAAUAGUAUUAGUAACUACUAUACUAUUAGUAACUAAUUAUACCUUAUCUAAUUGGUUUGAUUUACAGUAUGUCCCUUACCUAGCCAUAAUAUUACAAAUUAAUAGCAUGGCAUUAUGGUUGAUUAGUGAUUAAAUGCCCCUCAAGCCUCGGGUACAUUUAAUUAAUCACUAAUCAAUCCGAAUGCUUACAGGAACGUGCCACAAUUAUUACUCACAGGAACAUGCCACAAUUCACUGGAGGGGGACUUGGAGGACCUUGUCUGAACUACAGUACAAUGGGAAUUAGGAAUGAUUAAUACUAAUUUAUUUUCAUAAACUUUUAGGAUGAAUCAAUUGUCUUACCUAAGUGGACAAAUCGUGGCACUGCUAGUUGUCCCAAAUGUGGCCAUAAGUACAUGACAGCACGGAAACCAAAGUUAUGUGAGGGAUGCCACUUUGAAAUAGGAGGUUCAUAUUUGCCUAAGCCAAAACUGAACAUUCCAGACUGUGUCAUUGUUUACAUAGAAGGUGAUACUUCUCUGUAUUCAGUAAACAGCAGCACAAGGGAUGAUCGGUGUUUGGUUUUGGUACAAGGAACAAAUUGCCUUUGUUACCAUGAGACAUGUAAACAACAACGAGCAAUCCAUCUAAGUUCUUCUUCAGGAAGGCCGUUUAGCUGUAAACACAGUGAGAAGAUAGAUAGGAAGCCACAAGAGCCAUUAGAAAAGUAUUUUUUAAGUGAUGAAUCCAUCAGAACCUAUCCAGCUGACAUUGGCACUCAAGAAACUAUAUUGUCUCUAAUGGAGAGAUUGUCAGCAUCACAAGCUGUUGCCAUGAAAGUGUCUGACAAAAAUUUUGUGGUUUAUGGAAAAGCAUCAACAUCAACUCCUAUAUGCUAUACACAUGUUCAAUUCAACAAGGUAGGAUUUGUUUUAAUAAAUGUUGUUUUGAUCAGAGUUUUACUAUAGUGUGAGGCAUGAAAAAAAGUGCGAGGUAGAAGUGCGAGGCAUGAAAAAAAGUGUGAGGCAUGAAAAAAGUGCGAGGCAUGAAAAAAAGUGCGAGGCAGAUGUGCCAGUGGGAGGUAGACACAAUGACUGACUCCAAAAUUUGACGAUAUUUAACAUAUUGAACAUACUUAACUUGACGCUGGACAAACAGACAAAUGUGAACGACAUUCUAGUUUUAAUAACAGUUCUGUCUAUACAUUAUAGUUUUAAAUAACUACAGCACUCCAGUCAAAACGUCAUUAACCUAGACAAUAGCUCAACAAGUGACAAGCUUCACUAAAAAUUAUGGAAUAUUAACUCUUUUCCGUUGUUCAUCUGUCAAUUGAAAAACUACAUUCAUACAAACUCGAUAAGGUUUUAUAUACGAAUUUCUGGGUAAUUUGGAAAUGCCAGUGUUUCCACUUUCAAGGAAAUUUCCUUUUUCAAGGAAAUUUUGACUGAAAAAAGACGUUUCAAGGAAAAAAAAGGAAUCAAGGAUAUCUAAGGAAUUUUUGAAAAUUCUAAGGAAAUUUAAGGAAUUUUUGAGUCAACUGAAAUAUUUUAAAGAUUCUUUCAGGAACCUUUCAUUAAUUUUAAAUUAUAUUACUUUCCAUCGCUCAUAAUCAAUAUGUCCGCGUGCAAAAAUAAAAAAAAAACUCUUUCGGAGCCUGUGACCGAGUCAGUAGAAUUACUAGAAUCUAGAAUGUUAAUUAAACUAAUUCACCUAUUCACCAAUAGCGACGCCAUCUUGAAUUUCGCUUUUAACGCAAUGCAUUAUGGGUGAUACAGGGUAAUUAAGUGUUUUUGAAGGGCUGUAAAUCAAAUAUGUAGGUGAUAACACACGUUUUUAUAGUUGAAAAUAACAGACAAUUUUUAGAAGAACUAGGAAACACAGGCUGGGAAAAAUAAAAAAAAUCAUGAUAAAAUCUAUAGUUUAAAUCUUUGUUAGGCCUAAAAAGGGAAAUAAUUUCAACAAAGUGCGCAUAAAAUUUAUUUACACUGCCCAAUUGUCCUCAAGAAAGUGUUUAUGAAAAAAAAUAUCGUAUUGUGUCUCAAUACGACAUCAAAGGCUUUUGAAUUCGGAUUUUUACCCUGGAUAACCCAUAAUGCAUCAUGAUUCAAGAUGGCGUCGCUAUUGGUGAAUAAGUGAAUUAUAAGUAGGCUUCACACAACCUGAAUUAAAGGCGGAAAUCAGGUAGCGUGCUGCGUGCAGGCGAAUUUAUAUGAAUUUAUUUGUCGUGUGAAUUUGUUGACUUUUGAGAACAAUAUUAAAACUCUAGUAUUUUACAUUUUAAAGCUUUCAAAAUUGUUGUGUAAAGGCUUUGUUUUUAAGAGUUGUACAAAAUAAAUGUACCAUUCUGUUUCUGUCUUACUUUAUAGAAGUAUUGAUGAAUUCUAGUUGCCGAAAUAUACUUCGGUUAAUCAAGGAAAUUUCAAGGAAAUUACAUCCCAUUUCAAGGAAAUUCAAGGAAAUUUUAAAGCAAAAUCAAGGAAAUUUGAAUGAUGCGUUGUGGAAACACUGGGAAAUGCAUUCAAACCAAGGGCCCAAGGGCAGUAGAAAAAAAGGCUCGUCAGUACUCGCGGGAUUGCCUCGCAUGUCUCGCAGCCUUCCUCGCAUCAUUCGCAUGCCUCACGGGCUUGCCAUUGCUUUGCUGCCUCGCAGUUUGUGUGCACCCUUUUGAUCAAGAGGGUGGUGUAGUUGGCUUUCAGGCUAUAUAGUUGUUGGUUUUUCAUUUGUUGCAUCUUUUUCACAUUAUGAAAGUGGUGUUGACUUGCAGUAACAGUGUAUUGUAAGUACAUAGCUUAGAAUGGAAAUCUCAUUGUUACCAUGACUCCAUUUGGGAUUAUAUCAGAAAUUAGUUUUGUCAGUUAGAUUUUGAUAUCGGCUGUGUAAUAUCAAUGUAAACUCAUGUACAAAAAAUUCCUCAAUUAUAUAAUCAAUAGGUAUGAAUAUAUAGUAUGCCCAUUUAGAGUGACAAUAGCUAUUACAAUCAUUAAUAAUUAAUCAUACAUUUUCAAAUAGUGCUGCUAACCACCCUAUAGUCUAAUAACGUACGUAAAGCAGAUACAUUAGCUAUAAAUUUACAUGUGCAUUUAAUUUGAUUUAUGGUACCCUUUAUAUAACGUACUUUAGGUGAGUUUACUAAACUCACCUAAAGUAUGUAAUAUAAAGGGUACCAUAAAUCAAAUUAAAUGCACAUGUAAAUUUAUAGCUAAUGUGUCUGUUUGUUUGUCCAUCUCUAAUUUUUUGUCAGGGCAACUACAUCUGCUCCUCCAAAGACUGCAAAAGUCGUGGUGGCAACACAAAACAAUUGAAGUCAAAGAAGAUCUGCCUACAUGUACAUGUUUUGCUGUGUGUUCUAAGAGAACAUGUUAAACCAACAGUAGACCCAACUCCAACAUCCCCAGAAGAAAUUGCUGAACCUCGAACUAGCUCAGUUUGUCGGCAAAGAACUGUGGACUUAAUGGCUCGGUGUUCCCUACCAUACCCAGUGCCGAAAGAAUUUAUAAUCAAGUGCCGAAAGAAUUUAUAAUCAAGUGCAGAAACAUUGAUGCCUGGAGUACUGCAAGGAUAGAAGAUAAAUCAUGGCCAUCUUUAUUUAUACCUUCACAAGAAUCAUGUGAACUGUGCGGGACUCAACUGAGCUUACCUAAAACGAAGCCAGGCUCAGAUGGUAAAGCAUUUCUCAUGACACAUCAGCGUAUGUUUCUUGUGGUUCAGGUAUUGGUCAAAUUCUGCAAAAAUCCAGAAUGCCGAGCAAUGCAUCAAGUAUGGCCUUUGAGUGAUGGUAAGUAUCAGCACAUUUUUAGAUAAAAAAAUGAGGAAGACCAACUAGGUUCUAUUAGAAAAUUCCACUUUGUCCAGGUGCAUGUAAAGCAUUGCCUAAAAUUUGAAUAAAAAUGGUUGUCACAAGAAUGAUGUUUUUAAAUAUAUAGAGGAUAUUACGCGGUUACAAAGAGAUAUGGAUUUUAUGUUUGAGUGGCAAAAACAAUAUCGAUAUUGUUUUUGACACGAGAACCUCGACGAGAACAUAUUAAAAAUCCAUAUCUCUUUGCAUCCGUCUAAUGUUCUGUUUAUUAUAUUUGGACUUACUCAGAGUGACAAAAAUACUGUACACACAAAGACGACAUGUAAAUAAGCACGCGAAAGACCAGUAUAAAAGCGAUAUUUUUAAAAAUUAUAGUCCAAACAUAAAACUAGAAUAAAUUUUGCUUAUCUCAAGAUGUCUUUUAAAUGUUUUGGUUUUAUUUCCAACGUCAAUUUCGCACAACUGGUCCCGGAUGUAGUGACGUAUGAGUUCUACGAGUGUUUUAGUUUCCAAUAAAGCACCAUUGUCCAUAUAAUAAAAAUGAAUAAUGAUAGUUGGAAACACGUAAAAAAGUAUGGGGGUUCAAAAAAUUUUAAAUACAAUGUGGUUGGCUAGAAUACCCCUAGCUCUAAGUUGAUACAUAUAUUCAGUAGCAGUUAAGAUAUGUUUCUAAAAAACAUUUAAAAGUCAUUGGUCUACUUACUUUAGCCAAUGGCAAUGUGCAUUUACUUUACUCGUUAGUUUAGGCUUGUUUUAGGUGUCAGAUCCAGGGGCGUAGGAACCGUGGUGGCAUGGGGGCACAUGCCCCAAAUUUUUUCAAAGGACUAAAAGUGCCUUUUUUGUGAUGAAAAGUGCCCUUUUUUGUGAUGAAAAGUGCCCUUUUUGUACAAGCUAAUGUCGCUGUAAAUACUCAAUUAACAUGAAAGGUGCCCUUUUUGUUUGCAAAUUUCCAAGUUUUAAAAAAAAAUUUGGUCAAAAACGUGCAAUUUGGGUAUGGUACGACGGGAAUUUUUUUCUUCUUCCCCCCCCCCCCGUCGCCCACAUUUCCGGGAGAAAAUUUUUUAGGUGCCUUAACAAUACCCUAAAGUGCCCCUAGAAGCCGGUGCCCCCCCCCCACCCAAUCUUUUGAUGCUUCUUACGCCCCUGUUAAUCAGAUCUCCUCGACAUGCGUGACAAAUAAUACCUUUUUGUCAAUAAUUUAAUUAGUGGGAAAUUCAACUGGAACCAUUAGUUCACAACAAAUGUCUUAGAUAUUCCGUCUUUUUUAUUGUCAUUCCCUGGCGGCCCAGCGGGUUAUAGAUUCAUGUCUCGCUAAUAGGGUUAGCGGUUAGGGUUAGGGUGGGGAUUAGGAUUAGCAUUAUAAAUAGCGAGACAUGAAUCUAACAAAGUCGGCGGGACCCUGCUAUCCGCUGACCAAACAAAGCAGCCCAAACCUUUAAUUUAAAUAUGUAUUUCAUGCAUUCCAGGUCUUUUUAAUAUUAAUGACAAGGUCCUGCUUGCACUGGAGGUUUUGGUGGAAUGGAGAGAGCUGUUUAAGAGAGGAGUACCUGUCAAAGUAUUUGUUGAAAGUACAAUCAGAUCAUGGUGCGCGACGACAUGUCCGAGUGUAAGAAAACCACAAACACUAUUUUAUAACAUGAGUGUAUGUAUUUUGUGUGUGUAUGCAUAUAUGUAUUAUAAUAUGUCACUGUACGUAUAGUCACUACAAAUAACCAACUGAAGCCUCUUUACGCGAAGUACAUUUUAGAGACAAACAUUAUUUCUUUUUCAGGAUGUUAUUCUGUCAAGUGGUCAACAAAGGUACUUGGUGGAGCUACUGUACAAUGGGUUUUACUGUUUCGAGGCUAUCACAGAAAGAUCAUUAGAUGACGUUAUCUGUGGUGUCUGUGGUGUUGCAGGAGAGGUUUAUUGUGGCGAUGGAAAUGAAAAGAAUUGCUGUGAUCUGAGUUGCAUAAGUGUAUAAAUGUUACUGUAAUAAAAAAAUUCUUUGAAACCAUGUUGGCCCAAGUAAUUUACCUGUCAGAUACCAUAAAUUAUUAAGUUUAGACUUUGUCUUUUUCUUAGGUUAAUUUCAAUAAUUCCUGCUCAAAUAGUGAGUGUGAGCCUGUUCCUUUGGAGGACUUCCUUAUCAGGUUAAAAAAAUAUUGGGUGGAGAAAACCACAUACACAAAAACAGAACUAGAUGAUGGUAAGGUCGAUGCCGCAACAGUACCUCCUAUCAUUGCUCCAUCCGCUAGAGCGGAGAAAGUGUACAACACGGAGAUGCAGAAGCGGAGUGUGUAUUUGAAGCCAAAAAAAGAAAUAAACGGUGGGUACACUGUUUUAUCUCAGAACAAUUGCGAUGGAAAGUCAACACACUCAAUUAGUUGUUAUGUAUUUUAGGUGACCCUGCAGUUCUGCAUGCGCUGAUAAAGUCAAAGAAUCUCGACAUGAACGAUAUGGAUUUGUGGCAUACUGAUUCUCUGCGUGCCUUAUGUCAAGCUUGUGAUAUAAAUGUUGCUGGCAUGUCAAACGUAAGAAAAACUUUAAAGAAAAACUUUAAAUUUGGGUGAAAUGACUUUAGCAGUUGGAUAAAAAUCCAACUGCUAAAGUAAUGAGUAAUGGGAGAUCACCGAAGCUAGUACUGUAUCAUGUGAUGUAACACAAACCGUGCUUCGUGCGAAAAGUCACAAGAGAAAAAAACAGGCCUGCAACGGUUUAAAACAGAAGGUUUUUUUUUUCGUUUUAUGCACAAACCUGAUCAUUAAAUCCAGUGUAUAGUUAUAUAAUGGAGUUAUAGUUAUAUAAUUUAUUUAUUUUUUAAUUAAGGGUCUAAUGGUUGCUGAGCUUCGAUCGCUGUAUGCAACAUUAUUGGUUGGCACCUCUCCAUGUCACAAAUUUACGAAAGUUAGCGGACAUACUGGGGGAUUCUAUCAUUUUGUUUGCCGCCAUGGGGUAUUGUAUGACGUUCUCUUUUCAGCUAAAUUCACAUGAUUAUAAGACAUAUAACAUUUCAUUUUAAUAUUUGUUUGCACAGGCACAUGUACUGUACAUGUAAACUCGAAUUUUUUAUUACAUUUAAGACAACAGUUGGAUCAAAGUUCUUGAUGCUUCAAGAGUCUGUUCGGGAUGCAGCGGACAUAUAUCUUUCCCUGAAAUACCCACCGACGCUUUUCGUGAAUGAUACGCCAUGCACUUUUUCAAGGCAUCUUGAUAUUCGAGCGCCGAAUGUUACGAAAUAUCUUUGGGGAGAUAACGUUGGAUGUUUCGAACCACCAAGCUUAACUCUUUCUCGACAUGUGACAUUUUUCACGGCAAGCAAUAUUUUGAUUCAACUGUUUUAUAACGUAAAUAUUUCAGUGCGUAUUCACCCCCCUUAAAAACAAAGAACACCAUUGGAAUCUUAACAAAAUAAGCUUUUCAUCGGGGGGUCUAAUGCCAUCAAAACAAAUACACAAACCGAAACAAUCAUAUAUUUACUCACCGCUUGGCCAAACAUUCUGUAUUUUCAUAUGGAGAAAAUGUUGAAUAUUUUCUAAACUCUUCAGUAUUCGCCGCAAGUUAAUGUUAGUGAAAUAUUCCUUGUAUUCAAGCGCUUUUAUGUAGAAAGUUUCAUUUGAAUACGGCAAGUAGAAAUGUUUAUUUUGUUUUUUUCAAAAUAUCGGGUUUUUACUCGCACGUGCGUGCUGCAUGUAAAAUUGGCCAAUAAGGGGUCUCCCGUAGCCCAGUGCACGUGAAAAGCAUGCUUCAGAUGUAAUUUGAUCUUUAGAAUCGAUUUCCGAUGUUUUCCGAACGCUAGGAUGUAAACACGCGAUGUUUUGGCAGAUCUAAAAUGUAUUUCCGGUUAAAAAUAUCCCGCUGAUUUCAUUAGUUUCGCAACAGAUUGAAAUACCGAAAUAAAAGACGAAAAACUAAGGCUACAAGCUUGAAAAUAACACUUUCAAUAGUGUUUUUGAUUCUGUUUCGAAUAAGACUAUAGCGAAAACGAUAUCUCAAAAGGGGCCGAAGUUAUGUUCGGCAAAAGGUAUUGAUAGUUUACAUUGUUCGAGACAAUUGAUUAAUGUAAUGAAAUAUGACACCGCUUGAUCUGUCGAAAGGUCAUAAAUUGUUAUACAAUUUCACUAAAAUUAUAUUUGACUAAAACUAUCGACAGGUAUAGGAGAUAUUGUUUCACUGAAUCGAAUGGUGGUAUUUUCAUCUACAUAGCAUGCACCCAACUGACGAUAUGACCCUGCAAAGUCGUAAAUCAUGAGUGAUUUACUUAAUAGGGACCUGUCGGGAAAGAGUUAAACAAGUGUCCAUCCCAGGUAUUGUCUUUUGCAGAAUAGUUGAUAUUGGAACAUUUCACACCAUUAUACGUACAUUACAUGUUUCUGAAAAUAUUGCUUCUUUGUUAACUAAAUCACAUACAAAUGACGGUGGCAUUUUUCGAGGGAUUUGCGUGGUGAUUCCCUCUUGCCAUGGAAUGUUUCUUCAGUUCUGGGCAAGAUAUUUUAAAGCCAUUUAUAUAUUUGAUCAUACUGUAUGGCACAGUGUCGAAUUUGCGUGACAAGAUGCCGGGAAAGCAACUCCCUGUUUUUCGGAGUUUCGUGUGAUGAUAGUCAUGAAUUAGUUUUAGUUUGUCUGUCUACGAUGUUUCGUGAAAUCUAUUCAUAAAAUUCGCAGACAUUUCACGUAUACAACAGAACAUAAUGUCAAUCUCGAUAACACAUCGACAACUUCCUUUGAAAAAAUGUUGCAGUUUCAAUUAUUUUGUAAUUCGCGUUUUAAGACGAAAUGCUAUUCCAACGUUUUACCCUGAUGUAUGCCUCCGCUCGAAAAGUCCGUAUUUUGUUCACUUAAAUCUGUAAAGGCACCAUUUUGAUUUGUUGAAUUUCGCGUUAACUGAAAAUUACUUUUUUAUCAAGGUUAGCGUUCCUCACCUUGUGCCACUGGAAUUUCAAUCUAGUAGAAUGGAGUAUAAGGACGAGCAAGAGCUUCAAGAGUGGGAACACCCUGUGACUGGUCAUAGACAUCGCUAUGUUGUGGGGGAUAGAUUUCACUCCUCGACAAAUCCCCACAAAUCGCCUCUAUGCAGAUUUCAUGACUUGGAUUUAUGUGAACAGAAGAAUGCCAUUAAGACGAGUUAUCAGGAGAGCGAAAACAAUAGAAAAAAUUUUUUACGCCUUAGGAGCUCCACGAUGCAAAAAUUUUUGGUUCAUUUCCAUUACAAUUACCUCAUGGACUACUACCACAAUGAGAAGAUUGUGGAAUAUCUCACCACCAAGAUGCUCAGUCGUGUAAGAGAAGAUGAGAAAUUAGUUCUAGGCCCAUAUCAUAAACUUGUUGUUGAAAAAAAAUAA
Paramuricea clavata is the source of this 11765-nucleotide messenger RNA. The record is from the annotation of a GenBank genome assembly. Lineage: Eukaryota; Metazoa; Cnidaria; Anthozoa; Malacalcyonacea; Plexauridae.